Molecule: messenger RNA, 2445 nt
Organism: Leishmania braziliensis MHOM/BR/75/M2904
Lineage: Eukaryota; Euglenozoa; Kinetoplastea; Trypanosomatida; Trypanosomatidae
Exons: 1
Coding region: 1-2445 (814 amino acids)
Source: RefSeq, a predicted model, not a curated record
AUGCAGCGACCACCGCGGCCAGAGCCAACGCGGCUCUCAGCCUAUUUUUUCCAGCAAGUUGUGUCUCACGUCCCACACACCGCAGACCAUCCAGAGGAUGUCGCAGAGGCUCGAGUAAGCAGCGGGCUCCAGCAUCAGUGCAGCAGCUCGCUACGCACAGAAACUUCAACAGCAGUGCCCGCUACCAUCGUUGCAUGCUCGCCGUCCCCAUCACCGCCGCCUUCGCCGUACUUGCCCGGUGUCAAGACUAACGGACUUGACCGCACCGCGGAUACGUCGGCGCUGACCAUGGCCCGCGCCGACGCCGGCGCGCCGAUGCGCGUGACGAACGACGCGGCGACGGACGCAGCACUGUGGCAGUACUUCACCCCGGCGUCGUUCCGGCAUAAAUUCGAGUCCUUCCUACAGGCGGAGAGCGCGCAGACUGAAUCGCUACGCAGCGCAGUGGAGGCGGCGUGGCGCCGUGUGGAGCAGAUCCAGCAGCGCAAUGCAGCCCGCCGCGCCGCGCUGGCAGACGUCCUGGCCAACCCCGACGCGGCGUGGCGGGGGGAGGUGCGGGAGAAGCUCUACUGGCAGGCAAAGGACGUUGUGCAGCGCUACGGGUUCGAGGUGGCUAUGGACAGUGGUACUGGCAAGGCUGGGCAAGCGGACAGGGCGCGUGUCACUCUGGAUUUCUCCGUCGUCCAAAGCGGUGCUCGUGCGGAUCGCCGUAGGAACCACCACGGCGGUGACGCUAAAUCGCCAUCACGCAGCGCGAGCAGCAACAGCAGCAGCGGCGAGGACGAGAAGGAGGGCAAGGAUGGCACCCUCGAGGGUGCAACCAAUGGGUUGAUGUCGGCCUCCCAUCAGCAGCAGCACCAGUCGAUGACAGCAAGUCCGGAUACGCAGAUGACGGCGGACGAUCGACUGAACCCCUACGCCCGCGCGCACUUCCUGCGCCGCAUUUUCGCACCGCUGCAACGGGCGCGGGGUUCGCUUCCCAAGUGGACGACACUGCUGCUGCACGACGUCCACAACGUGCAGAGGGCAGCGCUGCCAGACCUCGAGAAGCGCGUCCAGGAGUCGUUGCUCUUCACGGUGCCGCUGCGCCAGCCCUUUCGCAUUGCACGGGCGGCUCUAGAGUCAUGUGUACAGCAGAGGCGCGCCGCGCCGGAGGUGGAGAUGGCGCAGGUGCCGGUGUAUCGGCAGCUGGAGCAGCAUGGGAGGCUCUGGACUGAUUUCGUGCACGCGCACGAGUCCACCGCAGCGCCGGAAAGGUUGGCGAAGGCGGGUUCUCCGGUGUCAACAAUGUCCUCCGCCGAGGACGAGAUCACCGACUUGGCGCAGCGGGGGGCGACUGCUGAGGCGCUGUGGACGCUGCUCUUCGAGGAGCUGGACACAUGCAAGCUCUUCUUUACAGACGCAAUCCACUGCAGCGACGUCCUCCGCGAGUGUGUUGCCGCAGAGAUGGGCUCGCUGCGGCAGUCCGUACAUACCCACCGCAGUCACUGCGAUACAACAGUGGCGGCCAUGAAGUCUGACUCGGAGGCGUGCGCGGAGAUGAUGAAUCGCAACGGGCAGCGCAUCGUGACGGCGGUGGAAGAAAUGGAAAAGACGUUCAUCUCAGAGCAUGAGCGGCUUCGACAAUCAAUCGCGCAGGGUGAGGCGCUCUUGACGCGGCUCGAGGGGCAACAGGAAAAGAGUGCACGCCGCGCACGAGAAGCGCUCAAAUUGUUCUUCAUGGAGCAACUCAAGUACGAAGAGGUCUCGCAGGCGCUUCUGCAGGACCAUCUCAGUUUGGCGCAGCUGGAGGCGAGCCACGGCCAGCUGCACCAGGCUGUUCAGCUGCGGUACGGCGGCGUGAUGGAGAGCAGGAAGCACGCCGCUGCGCUCGUGCAGCUGCUGGCGGACAGCGACACGGCAGUGAGGCAACUUUUUGACGCCUGCGAGGCGCACUGUCGCCGCGUGGAAACGGAUAACCACUUCACGCAGUGCCGACUUGCGGAUCAGUGCACGCUGGCACUGCAGCAGCACUGUCGCUGCCUGCACGCGAUGACGGCACUGUACGAGCAACGCUACGCCACCCUCGAGGCCCGUUCAGACGACUCAUGGCAGCGGAAGUUUCUGCUCUCCGGCGGGCGCGACUGGGCUGCGGCAAAUCUAAGCGACGUGCGCGUUGAGCUCACGCAGCUGGAGAAAGACUGGCAGAAAGUGUGUGCGCUGCGAGCGGAGCUGGAGCUGGAGCCAACCCAGCUGGACGCGCACGUGCUCACACCCGAGUGGCAGCGACUCAUAUCGACGCUGUGCGACCUCGACGCCCCUCCAUCGCUGCAGCGACGCCUGCCGACACUGCGAACUCACACCUCGACAGUGGCGCGGCCGGCGGCGGGCUGUGGCCAGCAGGCUGUGCGUCACCUUCUCCGCGAUGCAGCGACGGCACACGCGUCGGCGUUCCCCGCACCGUAG